AUGAGAAAAAACAUUCAGAUUAUUGCAAGAUAAUUCACAUCUACAAAACCUGAACUUUUCAAGGCCCAAAAAUUGGAUGUCAAAACAUUUGAGUAUGAACCCUUCAAAUUUGGAAUUGAAAGACAAUCUAUGAUUCACGGAUAUACUAUGGAGGAAAUGUAUGGCAGGUUUUAUGGAAUCAAGCAUUCCCCUUUGAUCUAAAAGGAGUUGAAGAAGGACAAUCUUAUUGCUCUUGCUAUUCUUUUGGGAGGCAGUGUGAUUACAUUCUAUUAUAAUGAAUGGGGAGCUUAAGAUUAAGCUAAUUGGCUUUAAUACUAUUAUUCUGAUUUAACAACCAAGAGAAACAAUCUCAAAUGAUUGACACCAAUUUAAACAUAUCAUAAAGACAUAAAAUAAUAGCAUUCUUAUUAAUAUACAUA
Messenger RNA from Paramecium tetraurelia, 419 nucleotides. RefSeq lists its product as uncharacterized. NCBI's taxonomy places the organism in Eukaryota, Ciliophora, Oligohymenophorea, Peniculida, Parameciidae. The record is from RefSeq and is a predicted model, not a curated record. The transcript is spliced from 2 exons.